Messenger RNA from Soboliphyme baturini, 300 nucleotides. NCBI's taxonomy places the organism in Eukaryota, Metazoa, Nematoda, Enoplea, Dioctophymatida, Soboliphymatidae. The record is from the annotation of a GenBank genome assembly.
AUGAACAAAAAACUCUUGGUUCAAGAAGAAAGUCAUCAUGAGGUGGACAUGUCGACGAAGAAUGAGAUCUACUUCGGCCUAUUCGAUCAACGUCACGUCAUGAGAGAUGUAGCAGUAGUGCCAUCAUUUGACAUCAACAGUGUCCUCAGACAGCUGCGAUUUGCGCCAUCCUGCGAGGAGAAAAUGUUCAUGAGGGCACUGCUGGUGCCAAAUCGCACACAACGAUCGAAGGUUGGGCUCCAGGUGUGCAUCUCCAGCAUAGACUGGAGUCUGAAAGACAGCUGCAAUGACGACUACUAG